Cordyceps fumosorosea ARSEF 2679 is the source of this 2151-nucleotide messenger RNA. RefSeq names its product reverse transcriptase. The transcript has 2 exons. Lineage: Eukaryota; Fungi; Ascomycota; Sordariomycetes; Hypocreales; Cordycipitaceae. The coding region runs from base 1 to 2151 and encodes 716 amino acids. The record is from RefSeq and is a predicted model, not a curated record.
AUGUAUGGCAGUUCUGUGUCUCUGACUUGUCAGACCUUUCCUGGCCCUCCUCUGCUUCUAUCUACACGAUAUCACUCGUCUACGCUAAGUGUAUUGGAGUACUGUGGAUGGGACCGCCUGGAACUGGCCCAGGAGUCCUGUCCGUAUCAUCAUCUUGGCUGUUUGCACGGCUAUGGACGAGCUACAGAGUAUGCGUUUGAGGUCAUCCCAUGGCCGCUUGCCUGCCCACAUUCUGUCUCUUUCAUCCGCCCAGUCUCUGCACUGAAGCAGGACGUGGCGUACGGUUUGGGGGCCGUAACCGCAGGGGCAUUGGUCGGAGUCGGCCUUGUUGAUGGAGUUAAGCUCCUGACAACCUUCUUCCCGCCACUACCGCAGCAUAUUGAUGAAGAAAACGAUCGUCCGAUGCGGAACGCAGUGCCUAUGCCGAAUCUGACGCUGGAGGAAGUGCACCGUCAAUUAAUGGCAGCCAAGUCGUGGAAGGCGCCGGGUCAAGACGGACUACCAAUGGUGGUCUGGCAGCAGGUCUGGCCAGUGGUCCAGAAUCAGAUUUUGGCCUUGUUCCAGGCCUCUAUCGACAAGGGCGUCUUGCCGCAUCAAUGGCGACACGCGAAGAUCAUCCCGCUCAAGAAAAGCGACAAAGAAGACUACGGCAUUGCGGGGGCCUGGCGGCCGAUAUCAUUGCUGUGCACACUAGGCAAAGUAUUAGAAUCUGUCAUUGCUGAAAGAAUAUCUUACGCGGUGGAGACGUUUGGUUUGCUUCCCACCAAUCACUUUGGAGGGCGCAAGCAACGUUCGGCAGAGCAAGCACUUGUGCUGUUGCAAGAGCAAAUUUAUGCAGCCUGGAGAGGAGGACGAGUACUAAGCCUCGUCAGUUUUGACGUAAAGGGUGCAUAUAAUGGCGUGUUCAAGGAUCGACUGCUUCAGAGGAUGAGAGCAAGGGGAAUGCCGGAGAAGAUGGUCCGGUGGAUUGGAGCUUUCUGCUCUGACAGGACGGCAUCGAUUCAGGUCAACGGACAAGAGUCUGAUGUGCAAGCAUUGGACCAGGCUGGGCUGCCGCAGGGAUCGCCUUUGUCUCCUGUCGCGUACCUCUUUUUCAAUGCGGAUCUGGUCCAGCGGCGGAUCGACGCCAAUGGGGGCGCAAUCGCUUUUAUUGACGACUUCACAGCCUGGGUCACCGGGCCUACGGCGCAAAGCAAUCUGGAGGGAAUUCGGUCGAUUGUUGAGCAUGCAGAGGAUUGGGAACGACGGAGCGGAGCGACGUUCAACGCGAAGAAAACGGCAGUCAUGCACUUUACUCGGAACGCGCGCAAAGCCGACACAACGCCCAUCGUGAUCAAAGGGGAGUCGGUGGAGCCCAAAGAACAUACUAAGAUCUUAGGCGUGAUCAUGGACGCUCGGCUCAAAUUUCAACAACAUAUUCCAGAAGCCGCGUCAAAGGCCAUGGAAGCAGCUAUGGAAUUGAAAAGACUGCGAGGAUUGUCAGCAAGGACGGCAAGGCAGUUGUUUGCAGCCACGGUGACUCCAGUAGUCGACUAUGCUUCCAAUGUCUGGAUGCACGCCUACAAAGACAAGCUAAUGGGACAAAUCAAUCGCGUCCAGAGAGCGGGAGCGCAAGCUAUCGUGGGCACAUUCAUGACCGUAGCAACAUCCGUGGCGGAGGCGGAAGCACACAUUGUGAGCGCGCGGGAGCGGUUCUGGAAGCGGGCGAUCAAGAUGUGGAUAGAGGUACAUACUCUGCCCGGAACGAAUCCACUCAGCAGAAUUACGACACGGAUUAAAAAGUUCUAUACGCGCUUUCGAUCACCUCUGCACCAGGUGGCGGAAAGGUUGAAAGGCAUACCACUCUGGCAGAUGGAGACCAUCACCCCGGUUCUGGUGGAACCUUGGAGGGCCCGCCUGAAGACAGUGAUGGACAAGCCGGCCGAUGAAGUAUGCGCAGGGUGGACACUAGCUGUUGCGGUGAGCAGCUCGGCGAGGAACGGCAUGGUGGGAGUUGGUGGAGUCAUUCACAGCAGGAGUAUGGAACGCAGUCAGUCCGAGCAGAAGGUCUUCUCUUUCACGCUUGGGCCGAGAGCAGAGCAGAAUCCGUUUUCAGGAGAGCUAGCGGCUAUAGCAUAUGCAUUACGGAAAUUACCCGACAGUAAUCGUUAG